Cryphonectria parasitica EP155 is the source of this 816-nucleotide messenger RNA. RefSeq names its product NAD(P)-binding protein. The transcript has a single exon. NCBI's taxonomy places the organism in Eukaryota, Fungi, Ascomycota, Sordariomycetes, Diaporthales, Cryphonectriaceae. The record is from RefSeq and is a predicted model, not a curated record. Bases 1 to 816 code for a protein of 271 amino acids. Gene Ontology annotation, molecular function: oxidoreductase activity, acting on the CH-OH group of donors, NAD or NADP as acceptor.
AUGGACGCCCUGACUGUCCUCAUCACAGGUGCCAGCGGCGGCAUCGGCAGAGCCACCGCCCUCCGACUCGCCCAACCCCUCGUCCCGCCCUAUAAAGUAAAGACACUCAUCCUGCACUACAACUCGGACAGCAGUCGCACACGAUCCCUCACCGAGCAGAUCCACGCCCUGGACCCCACCAUCCGCGUCGUCUGGCUCCAGGCCGACCUCGCCUCCACAGAAGCCGCCCACACUCUAUACCACCAGGCCGCUGAGGCCGCCGCCGGCACAGACAGCAGCAGCAGCAGCAGCAGCAGUAGUAACAGCUCCAGCCCGAUCAACGUGCUCUUCGCCAACGCAGGAACGCACCUGGGGCUCGCGGGGCCCGAGGCAGGCUCGCUGGAGGCGGUGGACGGCGCGGCGUUUGAGCAGACGUGGCGGGUCAACACGCUGGCGACGUACGAGCUGACGCGGCUGGCGGCGCCGGGGAUGGCGGCGGGCGGGUUCGGGCGGGUCAUCUAUACGUCGAGCGUGGCGGCGCUGACGGGGGGCGUCGUGGGCCCGCACUAUGCGAGCUCCAAGGCCGCGCUGCACGGGAUGAUGCACUCCCUGGCCGGGUCUUAUGCCGGGCGCGGGGUGACGUUUAAUGCGGUGGCGCCGGCGCUGGUGGCGGGGACGGCGAUGCUGCCGGGCGGGGAGGAGGAGCUGCGGAAAAAAAUCCCUGUGGGCCGGCUUGGGAAGGCCGAGGAGGUGGCUGAGGUGGUUGUGGUUAUGAUUACGAAUGGGUAUGUGAGUAAUAAGGUUUGGGCUGUGGAUGGGGGGAUGGUGCCUCGGUGA